This is a messenger RNA of Drosophila obscura, 1148 nucleotides long. RefSeq names its product glycoprotein-N-acetylgalactosamine 3-beta-galactosyltransferase 1-like. NCBI's taxonomy places the organism in Eukaryota, Metazoa, Arthropoda, Insecta, Diptera, Drosophilidae. The transcript is spliced from 2 exons. Gene Ontology annotation, molecular function: N-acetylgalactosaminide beta-1,3-galactosyltransferase activity. The record is from RefSeq and is a predicted model, not a curated record. The coding region runs from base 39 to 1004 and encodes 321 amino acids. Gene Ontology annotation, cellular component: membrane.
CAGAGUCUUAGUACUACCCCAACCUUAGACCCGAAGAGAUGGCAGCUGAGAAAUCGCUUUUUCCAGAGCGUAACAGCCAUCAUCUUUCAUCCACAUUUUCUGGUCCAGUGCUAUUCCUGUUCCUGGGCAUUGGCAUUGGCUAUCUGAUAACUCAAGUGCUACUCUGGCCAAUGAUUCCCUUUAGUUACCGACCGAAUCGGACGCUAAACAUCACGAGUAAAAUCGAUGUAGAUCUGUAUGAGGAGGUGCGAGUCUUGUGUUUCGUAUAUACGAAGUCAAGCCAACACCAUUUGCAAGCCACGGGAGUGUUUCGGACCUGGGGAAAGAGGUGCAAUAAGCUGGUGUUCAUGAGCGACAAGGAAGAUACCGAAAUAGGAGCUGUCAGUCUGCCUGGCAAUGGCAACCGCAUAGAGACGUGGAGGAAAACGAAACAGGCCCUGAAGUAUAUCUACGAUUUUCAUUUGGACGAGGCCGAUUGGUUUCUGGAGGCAGAUGCCGAGACCUAUGUGGUAAUGGAGAACCUGCGCCACAUGCUGUAUCCGUAUAGCUCGGCGAUGCCCAUAUAUUUCGGGUCCCCAGGCAUUGUGAUGAGUCAGGCCGCUCUGCGUCGCUUUGUAGAACUGUCCCUGCCCAAUCCAAAGCUGUGCGAGCCCACGGACACGGGAGCCACAAUGGGCAAGCUAAAGGAGUGCCUGGAGAAGGUCGAAGUCGUGGCGGGGAACUCAAGGGACUUCAAGGGACGACGACGGAUGUACCUAAUAGAUCCGCAGGCUAGAUCGAAUUCCUACUUACGCUACGAUCCCAAUUACUGGUACUGGCAGUAUAUCUCCUACAGGGGACAAGACGGAACUUUCGCUUGGUCCAACUAUGCCGUUUCUUUUCACUAUGUUCAGGCCCGGAAUAUGUUUUAUUUCGACUAUAUGAUCUAUAGACUGAGGCCAUUCGGUCGGGAACUUAUCAACGAAUCCUUGCCUGACAAAAAUAGGUCCAGCCGAGAAGCAUAAAGAUUACAAAUUACGGCCGGGAGACGUUUCAAAAAAGGAGACGCCUGCUGAUUAUGCGUAUUGAUUGAAUGACUUUUACUGUUUGAUCUUCUCUUCCCGUAACUGAUCACGUCUUCACUUUAUGAAUCGUAUUAAAAACUUAUU